Molecule: messenger RNA, 2719 nt
Organism: Oryza brachyantha (malo sina)
Lineage: Eukaryota; Viridiplantae; Streptophyta; Magnoliopsida; Poales; Poaceae
Product: probable pectin methyltransferase QUA2
Exons: 8
Coding region: 203-2182 (659 amino acids)
Cellular component (GO): cytoplasm
Molecular function (GO): methyltransferase activity
Source: RefSeq, a predicted model, not a curated record
UAUCUUCCACCUCUCUCUCUCUAUCUCGGCUUCUCCAUUACUCGCCGCGUGCAAUGGGGAGGUAAGUGGUAGCGCAGGCGCAGGCAGCCAGUGGAGUGGGCGAGUGCUGCGGCGGCGGGAAGUGUGGAAUUGUUUCGGUACGGUGGUGGCUGGUGUCCAUGCGGCUGUGGCUGGGGCCGUGAGAUCCGCAGCUGCUGCAGCAAUGUCGCGGGCGCUGUACCGGGGGGCGUCGGGGGUCGGAGGCAAGCCGGCGGCUGCGUACGACGCGGCUGACGAGGCGCGGUACGACCCCAAGGAGCCCAGCGAGAACGGCAUUGGCGGUGGCGGGCGGGGGAGGAAGCGGCACCUCGCGGCGGCGGCUGUUAAGAUCGGGGUCCUCGUGCUCGCGGCGGCCGCGCUCGUGGGGUCGGUGGUGUGGGCGGGGUCGCUGUACGCGGGGCGAGGGGCUGCCGCGGCUGCGGCCGCGGCCGCCGCGAGCCGUGGGUACCGCCGGCUUCAGGAGCAGCUGGUCACCGACCUGCUCGACAUCGGCGAGCUCGCCGGCGGCGGCGUACGCGCGCGGGAGGCGGAGGUGUGCGUGCCCGAGUACGAGAACUACGUGCCGUGCUACUACAACGUGUCGGACGCCGUCGACGUAGCGGAUCUGGGCGGUGGCGUCGUGAUAAGCUACGAGCGGCAGUGCACGCGGGAGGGCAAAGUCGCGUGUCUCGUCGCGCCGCCACGGACCUACCGGAUCCCCGUGAGGUGGCCGAGUGGAAAGGGGUUCAUCUGGAAGGACAACGUGCGGAUUAGCGGGCAGGAGUUCUCGUCGGGGAGCCUGUUCAAGAGGAUGAUGGUGGAGGAGGAUCAGAUCUCAUUCCCAUCGGACGCACACAUGGCUGACGGUGUGGAAGAUUACUCGCAUCAGAUUGCAGAGAUGAUUGGGCUGCGAAAUGAGUUCAAUUUCAAUGAGGCUGGAGUUAGGACAGUUCUUGAUAUAGAAUGUGGAUUUGGUACGUUGGGAGCACACCUUUUUCAAAGAGAUCUCUUGACCAUGUGCAUUGCUAACUAUGAGGCAUCAGGCAGUCAAGUGCAAAUAACACUAGAGAGAGGAAUCCCUGCGAUGAUUGGUUCAUUUCCAUUGAAGCAGCUCCCAUAUCCCUACCUUUCUUUUGAUAUGGUGCACUGUGCAAAAUGCAAUGUUGAAUGGGACAAAAAUGAUGGUGGUUUCUUGGUUGAAGUGGAUAGAUUGUUAAGGCCCAGUGGAUACUUUGUAUGGACAUCAAGUCUGAAUACACACAGGGCCUUGCGUGACAAAGAAAAUCAAAAAAAAUGGAGAACCAUUCGUGAUAUCGCUGAUAGCCUUUGUUGGGAGAUGUUGUCACAACAAGAUGAGACAAUUGUGUGGAAAAAGACAAAUAAAUUGGAUUGUUACACUUCAAGGAAAUCAGGCCCUGUGCUUUGUAGUCAUGAUCCAGAAUCACCAUAUUACCAACCACUAAAUCCAUGCAUAGCAGGAACAAGAAGUCAGCGGUGGAUCCCCAUUGAACAUCGCACUACAUGGCCUUCUCAGUCUAGGUUGAACUCCACAGAACUUGAUAUACACGGUGUGCAUUCAGAAGACUUUGCUGAGAAUACUGCAAACUGGGACUCCAUGGUGCGAAACUACUGGUCUUUGCUGUCUCCUCUUAUAUUUUCUGAUCAUCCAAAGAGGCCCGGUGAUGAGGACCCACAACCACCAUUUAAUAUGCUAAGGAAUGUUCUAGACAUGAAUGCUCACUUCGGUGGAUUUAAUGCUGCUUUACUUAAGGCUGGAAAAUCUGUAUGGGUGAUGAAUGUUGUUCCUACAAACGCUCCUAACCAUCUGCCACUAAUUUUUGAUCGUGGUUUUAUCGGGGUUCAACAUGACUGGUGUGAAGCAUUUCCGACUUAUCCAAGAACAUAUGAUAUGGUCCAUGCUGAUGGAUUGCUAUCACUUGAGAAGCGCCAAAAGCAUAGAUGUUCUACUCUCGAUAUAUUCUUGGAAGUUGAUCGCAUCCUACGUCCAGAGGGUUGGGUUAUAAUCAGGGACACAGCUCCUCUUAUUGAAGCUGCAAGAUCUGUUGUAACACAACUCAGGUGGGAUGCCCGCAUUUUGGAUCUCGACAUAGCUAGUGAUGAAAAGCUACUGAUCUGUCAGAAGCCCUUUAUUAGAAAACAAUGAGCGGGACACUGACACGUGAUAUGAACUUAUUCUUUACCACCUACACACUGUUAUGACUAUUGUCCAACGACAUUUGAGAACAGAAUUCAGUUUCAAUACUAGAGGCAUGGUCAGCUAACUCGUCAUGCAUCGUCAUGGAACCGCAAGGUUCCAUUGGACUGAUCGGGCAAGUGCAUGCUGCAGAGAGGCCUGGUGGCUAAGCUUUCCAGGCUGAGGUUUUACUGCCAGGGUACAGAGAUGAAACCAUCAAAGUUAUUUGAGUAGCAAAAAGACUAUAUGCAAUAAAGGGAUGAUGCUGCGGUGUACAUAAUCGCGGCCAAUGUGCCAUAUAGGUAUAAUUCAUUUUUCCCCCACACAUUCUUCUUUUGUAACUGUACUCAAAUGUUUUGUAUACCUAGUCUGUAAAUUCGUUGGUAUCUAUACUGGUCAUUCCCGUGAAAUCAAGAUAAGUUAUUUCUCGAGAUGAAUGAUAAACAAAAAGAAAAGUAUAUUCCUCCCAGAGUUCUUCCAAUUGGAUGUUCGGAUGUUCCCACAUCC